GUUUAUAAAAUAGUGGUAAACACAUCUGACGAUUUUCUCGAGUUAUUGACGAUCGAGGCGUGCGAUAGCUACAGGUUUUAGCUUCAGAUUGGUCUCAGGUUUAGGUUAAAUUGCGUUUCGUCUAAAUUGCCUACAGAUACAGGCCGAGUUCUCGUCGCGAGCCGACGUUCUGAGUUUUCGCACGAGAUCGAAAAACAUGUGUUUUGAUCCGGACUGCUGAGAAAAAAUGGCGGACAAAUCGCAACCUCAAGGCCCUCAAGGGCAGCCGCUCGUCAAAAUAGGACAUUAUAUCCUGGGAGAAACGCUCGGCGUCGGCACCUUUGGCAAGGUGAAAACGGCAUGUCACCAGUUGACCGGUCACAAGGUGGCUGUGAAAAUUCUCAACCGACAGAAGAUAAAGAAUCUCGAUGUCGUUGGAAAGAUCAGACGUGAGAUACAAAACCUCAAGCUCUUUAGGCACCCGCACAUCAUCAAGUUGUAUCAAGUUAUCAGUACCCCUACUGACAUCUUCAUGAUCAUGGAAUAUGUGUCAGGAGGAGAACUGUUCGAUUACAUUGUCAAACAUGGAAAGCUCAAAGAGUCAGAUGCACGUCGAUUCUUCCAACAAAUAAUCUCAGGCGUGGCAUACUGUCAUCGUCACAUGGUAGUGCAUCGUGACUUGAAGCCUGAAAACCUUCUCCUCGACCAAAAUUUGAACGUCAAGAUUGCAGAUUUUGGGCUCUCUAACAUGAUGAUGGAUGGUGAAUUUCUCAGGACAAGCUGUGGAUCCCCCAAUUACGCUGCACCUGAAGUUAUAUCCGGAAAGCUCUACGCAGGGCCCGAAGUUGACAUUUGGAGCUGUGGUGUCAUACUGUAUGCUCUUCUCUGUGGAACGCUUCCAUUUGAUGAUGAGCAUGUCCCAACCUUGUUCCGCAAAAUCAAAUCUGGCAUCUUCCCUAUUCCGGAUUACCUCAACAAAUCAGUUGUCAGCCUUCUGAUCCAUUGCCUGCAAGUGGACCCUAUGAAGCGAGCCACCAUGGAGGACAUCAAAAAUCAUGAGUGGUUCAAAAAGGAGUUGCCUGCAUACCUGUUCCCACUACCCAAUGACAACGAUGCUUCUAUAAUUGACAUGGAUGCUGUGAAAGUUGUUUGUGAGAAGUUCGGCGUGCAAGAGAAAGAGCUUCACAGUGCGCUGCUGAGCGGCAACCCACACGACCAGUUGGCCAUCGCCUACAACCUGGUGGUGGACAACAAACGCAUCGAGGACGAGACGGCCAAGCUGGAGAUCAAGGACUUCUACCUGGCUUCCAGCCCGCCGCCCACGGCAGCCCUGCUUGACCAAAGCCCACAGAGGCCACAUCCAGAGCGGUUGGGGAGUCGGCAAAGGAUGCUCAGCGGAGGCAACGGAGCGGAUCGCAAGGGCACCCCAAUGAAGAGGGCAAAGUGGCAUCUAGGCAUUCGAUCACAGAGCAAGCCGCACGACAUCAUGAAUGAAGUCUACCGAGCCAUGAAGGCUCUCGAUUUCGAGUGGAAAGUGGUUAACCCAUUCCACGUUCGUGCUCGUCGAAAAAACCCCACCAAAGGACGCCCGGUGAAGAUGAGCCUGCAGCUGUAUCAGGUGGAGUACAAGAGUUUUCUCCUGGAUUUUAAAUCCCUUCCUGCCAAUGAAGAGGCCGUGCCACAAGACCCAAGUGUUGCCGAGACAAGCUACAACCAGAUCCACAACACGAUGGAGUUCUUCGAAAUGUGUGCCGCACUCAUCACUCAGCUGGCCCGCUGAGCAACCCACCGCUACCAGUCGCGAAUGCCCUCAGUUACAGCCUUCCUUGCGUUAAAUGUCACACACACCCUGAUGUCAUAUUGGCUAGAUUGGGCUAGUGUGCCAUUUUUGCCGGCGGUGCCGACAUUGCAAGAGGUGCCGCUAACAUUCAGACCAAAUCUCUUUGUGGUGCCACUGUAGGUCUUAACGUGCUCGAUUGUUGAGAGCCAUUUUCAAGUGCCAUGAAGCACAACACUUACUUGCCCAUCUUCAGAAUGUCAAACGUAUCAGUUGAGGCAGAACAGUUAUGUAAAAUAAGCAAGCAGAGUGUGUGCUUGUGUAACCCUGAUACAUGCUCAUGCUUUUUUUUUUUCUUUCGGAAGGUUUUCCUUAGGCAUAACAUACUUUACUAUGCAGCACAAGAUGUGCAUCACAUUUAAAUGACCAGGUUUGUUUCGUGCAUAACGUCUAUAGUAAGGAAUGGAGGAACAGUUCUGGAUCCAACUUUGCAAGUCAGGAAGGCAACCCGUUCUCUGAUCGGUUGCUUGGAGGUGGCCACUGUUCAGAUCACCCUCCCGCCUUGCAGAAGUUGGAUCCAUCUCUUUUACAGCAGUGAGGAUAGUAUAUAAACUCCAUGCGCAGUGACUAAUGUAUGCAGUAUCAAAGGCUACUGUAGGUAGAUAUCUUUAGAUUUGAAUUUCACUACCAAUGCCAGGAGUGAAGCUUGUGUGAACACAGAAAACCUCAGUCGUUACAUCUAGCCCACUUAGCCGUCCUCGUUACAUCUGUGUUACCAUUACGCAAAGCUUUAGUCAGAGGGACUCACUUACGCAUCUGCUUACACUUCUAACACUUUUUUUUUAAUCUUUUUAAGUUCAGCAUCAACUACACAGCUUGCAAAGAGGCAAAGAAGCCUUAAAUGGCAUACUAGCUGAAUCUAUUUCCUCAAUCUAACCCUUCUUGGCAAGCUGCUUACCUACAAUCUUCAUCAAAAGUUUUGAAGCCACCGGUGUGCAUGAACUGCUGUGGGAUCAUUUAUGUUGUGGCCCUUGUAUUUCGAACCAAAGCUCCAGAGGUUUUAGAGCAGUUAUGCCCCUUCCUCCUUGGUCCUCAUUCACAACAGAUCUCUUGUAUGAGUGGAUUUUUUUGGUGAGGCAUCGCUCCAUCCUUAAAGGCUAUUACAUUGGGCAGCAUUCACUUACAUCAAUCGAAGAGUGAAUCCGCAAGAGAGAUUCUGUGCAGAACUGUACGGACUUUGAUCAUGAAAACACCAGGCAUGUUACAGUAGCCUUGAAAUAGAAUGUAGCAUUGUUUCGUUGCUUUGAAACCCUUGACACAUACCUUACUUGAUCGUGCCAUGUUGGACAGGGAGAGAGGAAGAAUGUAGAAUCAUGUGUUUUCAUUGCUUUUUUCUUUCCAAUGGUCUACUUAGGGAGAAACAAGCCAUCUCUGUAUUGACAGUGGAAGUGUUUAAGGAGGUGCCAGUCCAAUUUAAUGUUAAUACCUGAAUGUUGCAGGCUGCGCAUUUGAAGCCACUGCUAGAUAUGUUUAGAUAUAAAUUUCACCAUGGGUGCUAGGAGUGAAGUUUGCGUGAACACGGAAAACCUCAGUCGUUACAUCUGCAUAUCCUUAUAUUAAUUACAUACAUAGCCACUUCUUGUAGGGACACAUUUGUUGAUUUUGAAGACUACUUUUCGUGUUACGCUUUGUUAACAGUUUAUCAUUUUGUUAAUAGAGAGUUUCAGCAUGUCCAGUGUUCCGGUAUACACAAAGGAGUUGGCGGAAUAUCGGGUUUGCAGACGAUGGUGGUGACAUGUUGCUCACUUCGUCUAACUGUAGUGAUAGACAAGUCUUUUGUGCUCGAGAUGUGUUCUUGCUGAAAACAGGUUUAUAAAGGCAACCUGUUUAAGAUUAUACUGCUGCCAAAAAUGUACUCCAGCGAAGGUGUAACGUACGCUUUGUUAUGGCAGUGAUAGGUGCGAUCGUGUUUGAACACUUGCGCCACCAGAGGGUGUCACCGCUGUGGCCACUCACAUUUACACACCGAUAACCUGGUAUUCCGCUACCCUGCAUAAGUUAACGGACUAGUUAAAACUCUCCAAUAGCUAGCAUGUUUGCUCUUCUUGCUUUAUUGUACUGUACAGCUUACAAUAUGUAGUCUGCAUUGGGCUGUGCCCUUCAGUUUUACGUAGCUCUGUAUUUUGUUAUGCCUGUAUUUGACGCAGCGUAACUGAUGUUCAGUGUUUGCACAACCCAGUUACAUCAUGUGCGUGUGUGUAGAGCAGGUCUGACGAGGUAUGAAGAAAAUGUGUGAAAGUAUUGCGUACUUGCGUAAAAAUUUGUGAAGGACCACAGCCCACAUAAAAUGUUUCUGUAGCACCUGGGGACUGCUUCUGUCUUCACAUUUGAUGCACCGACAGUAUUGAGCAGUGGCCAUAGGAAAUGCGGUGUAUUUGGUGUGGUGUCACAUCAACUUCACAUCACUGUGCUGUUAUAUCAAGGGCAAAGUGCAUGUGGCAGUGUGUAUAAAUGUGAUGUGUCACAUUACUGUGCCAGAGUUGAAACUAUAACAAGACAUGGUUGGUGUGCUCACAUUUGUAGAGAUAAAAAAAAUCAUAAGGCUGAUUGUACAAAGAAAAAUAUUUCCUGUGUCUACAACAGCCUGCUCAUGUAGAUUCUAGAUGCAACUACCCUUUGUAAUGUGAGAGUGUAAAACAAUCUUUCUCAGAGUUGUUUGUUGCAAGGACCGAAGCUUUAUGUAGGAAAAAGAAAAAAAAAUGCUGCAAGACCUUUGUAUACCUGGGGAAUGAUAGAGAUGAAUCUGUUGUUUUUCCUUCUGUAGUCUAAGAUGAGUUAUACUGUACAUAUUAUAUAGAAAAAUAUGCAUAUAUGUCAAUACAAGAG
Molecule: messenger RNA, 4642 nt
Organism: Rhipicephalus sanguineus (brown dog tick)
Lineage: Eukaryota; Metazoa; Arthropoda; Arachnida; Ixodida; Ixodidae
Gene: AMPKalpha
Product: 5'-AMP-activated protein kinase catalytic subunit alpha-2
Exons: 15
Coding region: 227-1759 (510 amino acids)
Biological process (GO): intracellular signal transduction; protein phosphorylation
Cellular component (GO): cytoplasm
Molecular function (GO): protein serine/threonine kinase activity; ATP binding
Source: RefSeq, a predicted model, not a curated record